This is a messenger RNA of Macrosteles quadrilineatus (aster leafhopper), 2916 nucleotides long. RefSeq lists its product as uncharacterized. Bases 1 to 2916 code for a protein of 971 amino acids. The transcript has 2 exons. Lineage: Eukaryota; Metazoa; Arthropoda; Insecta; Hemiptera; Cicadellidae. The record is from RefSeq and is a predicted model, not a curated record.
AUGGAAGAAAACAUUGAUAUCCAGCAUUUGUCUGAUAUUGGUGUAUUGGUAGAUAACGAUGUUCCUGAGAACAAACAAAUGGUUGCAAUUGGUGACAGGCCUAAUCCUAACAAUAUAGAUAACGAUGUUUCUGAGAACCAACAAAUGGUUGCAAUUGGUGAUAGGCCUAAUCCUAACAAUAUAGAUAACGAUGUUCCUGAGAACCAACAAAUGAUUGCAAUUGGUGAUAGGCCUAAUCCUAACAAUAUAGAUAACGAUGUUCCUGAGAACCAACAAAUGGUUGCAAUUGGUGACAGGCCUAAUCCUAACAAUAUAGAUAACGAUGCUCCUGAGAACCAACAAAUGGUUGAAAUUGGUGAUAGGCCUAAUCCUAACAAUAUAGAUAACGAUGUUCCUGAGAACCAACAAAUGGUUGCAAUUGGUGACAGGCCUAAUCCUAACAUUAUAGAUAACGAUGCUCCUGAGAACCAACAAAUGGUUGCAAUUGGUGACAGGCCUAAUCCUAACAAUAUAGAUAACGAUGUUCCUGAGAACCAACAAAUGGUUGCAAUUGGUGACAGGCCUAAUCCUAACAAUAUAGAUAACGAUGUUCCUGAGAACCAACAAAUGGUUGCAAUUGGUGACAGGCCUAAUCCUAACAUUAUAGAUAACGAUGCUCCUGAGAACCAACAAAUGGUUGCAAUUGGUGACAGGCCUAAUCCUAACAAUAUAGAUAACGAUGUUCCUGAGAACCAACAAAUGGUUGCAAUUGGUGACAGGCCUAAUCCUAACAAUAUAGAUAACGAUGCUCCUGAGAACCAACAAAUGGUUGCAAUUGGUGAUAGGCCUAAUCCUAACAAUAUAGAUAACGAUGUUCCUGAGAACCAACAAAUGGUUGCAAUUGGUGACAGGCCUAAUCCUAACAAUAUAGAUAACGAUGUUCCUGAGAACCAACAAAUGGUUGCAAUUGAUAACGAUGUUCCUGAGAACCAACAAAUGAUUGCAAUUGGUGACAGGCCUAAUCCUAACAUUAUAGAUAACGAUGUUCCUGAGAACCAACAAAUGGUUGCAAUUGGUGAUAGGCCUAAUCCUAACAAUAUAGAUAACGAUGUUCCUGAGAACCAACAAAUGAUUGCAAUUGGUGAUAGGCCUAAUCCUAACAUUAUAGAUAACGAUGUUCCUGAGAACCAACAAAUGGUUGCAAUUGGUGAUAGGCCUAAUCCUAACAAUAUAGAUAACGAUGUUCCUGAGAACCAACAAAUGGUUGCAAUUGGUGAUAGGCCUAAUCCUAACAAUAUAGAUAACGAUGUUCCUGAGAACCAACAAAUGAUUGCAAUUGGUGACAGGCCUAAUCCUAACAAUAUUGAUAACGAUGCUCCUGAGAACCAACAAAUGAUUGCAAUUGGUGACAGGCCUAAUCCUAACAAUAUAAAUAACGAUGUUCCUGAGAACCAACAAAUGAUUGCAAUUGGUGACAGGCCUAAUCCUAACAAUAUAGAUAACGAUGCUCCUGAGAACCAACAAAUGAUUGCAAUUGGUGACAGGCCUAAUCCUAACAAUAUAGAUAACGAUGUUCCUGAGGACCAACAAAUGAUUGCAAUUGGUGAUAGGCCUAAUCCUAACAAUAUAGAUAACGAUGUUCCUGAGAACCAACAAAUGGUUGCAAUUGGUGACAGGCCUAAUCCUAACAAUAUAGAUAACGAUGUUCCUGAGAACCAACAAAUGGUUGCAAUUGGUGAUAGGCCUAAUCCUAACAAUAUAGAUAACGAUGCUCCUGAGAACCAACAAAUGGUUGCAAUUGGUGACAGGCCUAAUCCUAACAUUAUAGAUAACGAUGUUCCUGAGAACCAACAAAUGGUUGCAAUUGGUGACAGGCCUAAUCCUAACAAUAUAGAUAACGAUGCUCCUGAGAACCAACAAAUGAUUGCAAUUGGUGAUAGGCCUAAUCCUAACAAUAUAGAUAACGAUGUUCCUGAGAACCAACAAAUGGUUGCAAUUGGUGACAGGCCUAAUCCUAACAAUAUAGAUAACGAUGCUCCUGAGAACCAACAAAUGAUUGCAAUUGGUGAUAGGCCUAAUCCUAACAAUAUAGAUAACGAUGUUCCUGAGAACCAACAAAUGGUUGCAAUUGGUGACAGGCCUAAUCCUAACAAUAUAGAUAACGAUGCUCCUGAGAACCAACAAAUGAUUGCAAUUGGUGACAGGCCUAAUCCUAACAAUAUAGAUAACGAUGUUCCUGAGGACCAACAAAUGAUUGCAAUUGGUGACAGGCCUAAUCCUAACAAUAUAGAUAACGAUGCUCCUGAGAACCAACAAAUGAUUGCAAUUGGUGAAAGGCCUAAUCCUAACAAUAUAGAUAACGAUGUUCCUGAGGACCAACAAAUGAUUGCAAUUGGUGACAGGCCUAAUCCUAACAAUAUAGAUAACGAUGUUCCUGAGAACCAACAAAUGAUUGCAAUUGGUGACAGGCCUAAUCCUAACAUUAUAGAUAACGAUGCUCCUGAGAACCAACAAAUGGUUGCAAUUGGUGAUAGGCCUAAUCCUAACAAUAUAGAUAACGAUGUUCCUGAGAACCAACAAAUGGUUGCAAUUGGUGACAGGCCUAAUCCUAACAAUAUAGAUAACGAUGCUCCUGAGAACCAACAAAUGAUUGCAAUUGGUGACAGGCCUAAUCCUAACAAUAUAGAUAACGAUGUUCCUGAGGACCAACAAAUGAUUGCAAUUGGUGACAGGCCUAAUCCUAACAAUAUAGAUAACGAUGCUCCUGAGAACCAACAAAUGGUUGCAAUUGGUGAUAGGCCUAAUCCUAACAAUAUAGAUAACGAUGUUCCUGAGGACCAACCUCCAAACAAUAAAAGAAAAAAGGAGAAGGUCCAUGAGUUAGAGGAAAACGAAAAGAAAGAACAAAUAACAGACAUGAAGGCAAAGACUACGUAA